This is a messenger RNA of Oryza sativa Japonica Group (Japanese rice), 1058 nucleotides long. Lineage: Eukaryota; Viridiplantae; Streptophyta; Magnoliopsida; Poales; Poaceae. The record is from RefSeq and is a predicted model, not a curated record.
CUCGGCAUCGUCGCCGCCCAUGUCGUCGUCGGCCAUGGAGGCCAUGGACAAGCUCGUCCAGCUCGCCGAGUCCAUGUGCCAGGCCGCCUCCCUCCUCCUGGGUGACAACGACCCCUCCGACGAGUCCAGCCCGCGCCGCCCCUCCACCUUCCUCAACGCCGUCGCGCUUGGCAACGUCGUAAGUCAAGUCGGUGGUGCCAGCAAGUUGGCGGUGCCCCGGCGGCCGUGGCGCGCGUCCUCCUCGCCAUCAACGUCGUCUCCUCGCUCACAGCGGCGAUCGCGUCUAUGCAGGGUGCCAGCAAGUCGGCGGUGCCCCGGCGGCCGCACGCGCAUCCUCCUCGCCGUCGACAUCGUCUCCUCGCUCACAGUGGUGGUCGCGUCCGCCGUCCGCGUCGCCUCAUGCUCCCACCGCGUUGGACGCCAUCGACGAAGCCGUCGGCAAGCUCAAAUCCGUCCUCGACAACGGCGAAGGCGACCUCGACGAGGCAGCGCUGCGGGCGGAGGAGCUGAUGGCGCCGCUGGAGAGCCACUGCGGUGGGUGGUGGCGGCGGCUUCAGUGAGAUUCCGUCCGGAGGUCAUGGAUGCGGCGCCACCCCGGCUCCCACCGCCGCGUCGCCUCGUGCUCCCGUCACCACGUCGCCGGCCGCCCCGGCGUCCUCCUCCCCACCCGCCCCGGUAGUUGCCCGAGAGGAGAAGUGAGAGAAGAGGGGAAGCCGCGUUGCCGGUCGCUGUCGCCUGUCGGAGAGAACGGAGAGAGAGAUGAGGAUGGGAAAGAACAGAGAAGAGAGGAUGUAACACCCUGAAAAUUCGACGACAAAAAUCUAAACUCUAAAAAUGCGGAUUUUUAAAAACUUUUUAAAUAAAUUGCAUCAUGCCGAUUUUAUUCGAUUAUUUUAUUGGAGUUUGGGUUCUGAGUUUAUAAAUCGCGAAUAAUAGAUAAUUGGUUAGGAAUAAACCCUAAAAAGUAAAUGGAAAAAGUAAAUAAUUAAAGUGCAACUUAAAAUAAGAUUUGGUGAGGAUAGAAAUGAGUAAAAUAUUAUUACGACCAUAUUUAUAUC